This is a messenger RNA of Trichomycterus rosablanca, 959 nucleotides long. RefSeq names its product KTI12 chromatin associated homolog (gene kti12). The record is from RefSeq and is a predicted model, not a curated record. The transcript has 9 exons. Bases 10 to 837 code for a protein of 275 amino acids. NCBI's taxonomy places the organism in Eukaryota, Metazoa, Chordata, Actinopteri, Siluriformes, Trichomycteridae. Gene Ontology annotation, biological process: tRNA wobble uridine modification.
UCAGCUAAAAUGCCUUUAAUAUUAAUGUGUGGAUAUCCGUGCUGCGGGAAAAGCUGCCGAGCUCAGGAGUUAAGAGAUUACUUCAGAAAAAAUACUGACAAACAAGUUCACAUAGUCGGAGAUGGGGAGCAAGAAACUGACAAGAAUUCUGUGUAUGCUGACUCACAAAAGGAGAAGAACUUAAGAGGGUCUUUGCGUUCAGAGGUUGAGAGGAAAGUCAGUAAAGAUGACAUUGUAAUCCUGGAUUCCCUAAAUUACAUUAAAGGCUACAGAUAUGAACUUUACUGUCUCAUCAAACAUGUGCAAACUCCACACUGUUUGGUCUAUUGUUUGACUAAUGCCGAGCAGAGCUCAGAGUGGAACAAAGAAAGAGGGGCAGAUAGUCAGUAUUCCCAGGAAAUUUUGGAUGCUCUGAUCCUGAGAUUUGAAGCUCCUGAUUCAAGGAACAGGUGGGACAGUCCACUUUUUACUAUUCAGAAAGAGGAUACACUUCCAUUUGAAGCUAUAGCUGAUGCCAUUUUCAAGAGGAAAGCACCACCACCAAACCAAUCCACACAGAGUCAACCCCUGUCAUCUACCAACUUUUUGUAUGAGCUGGACAAAGUUACCCAGGAUGUCUUAAUGGCGGUUUUUGACUCACAAAAAACCUGCAUCCCCGGAGACCUCAUUGCAAUUCCUGGUGCUACAGAAAAAAUUGAAGUCACAAGAAAUGUCAACAUGGCUGAAUUGAGGAAGCUUCGACGACAGUUUAUUAGUUACACCAAAAUGCAUCCAACAGAGAACAUCGAGCAGAUAGCCAAUAUGUUUGUGCAGUACCUUAACAAAAGUAUGCACUGACAAUAAUUCAUUUAUUCUAUUGUUGAUGUUAUUGUGCAAUUUUAUUUAAAAUUUAACUUGAUUUUGAAAGUUUGUUUUAUUGAAAGCUUUUUAUGAGGGUGGGUUUUAGUAGCAGUCUAAUA